AUGCCUAUCCCCACACACUUUACCCUCAACACAGGCGCGCAGAUACCAGCUGUGGGCUUCGGCACAUGGCAAGCGAAGCCAGGAGAGGUCGAGCGCGCUGUGGAGACGGCACUCAAGGCAGGCUACCGCCACAUUGAUUGUGCUGCCAUCUAUCGCAAUGAAGCUGAAGUAGGCGACGGCAUAAGGAGGAGUGGUGUCCCUCGCUCCGAAAUAUUCCUUACCGGCAAGCUAUGGAACACCAAACAUGCACCGGAAGACGUUGAAGCAGCUCUCGAUAAGUCGCUUCAGGAUUUAGGCGUCGAAUAUCUCGAUCUGUUCCUGAUGCAUUGGCCCGUUGCCUUCAAUGGUGCUACGGGCAAGUGGUUCCCACUGCGUGAGAACGGUGUGUUUGACCUCGUUGACAUCGAUCCUGCGACAACAUAUAAAGCCAUGGAGAAGCUGCUUGACACUGGCAAGGUUCGCGCCAUUGGCGUAUCCAACUUCACCGUCAACCGCCUCAACGAUCUUCUCUCCAAGACUGAUGUCGUACCGGCGGUAAACCAGGUUGAAGCGCAUCCAUACCUUCAACAGCCUCCCCUCUUCGAUUUUUGCAAGAGCAAAGGUAUUCUCAUUGAAGCCUACUCACCCCUUGGAAACAACCAAACCGGCGAGCCGCGAACUGUUGACGACGAGCUUGUAAGUGUCUUGGGCCGCAGACUAGGCAUGGAUGGCGGCCAGCUGCUUGCGAGUUGGGGCAUUCAGCGGGGUACUGUGGUGCUGCCCAAGAGCGUCACACCAAACAGGAUCAAAAGCAACAUGCAGGUCAAGGAACUGCCCAAGGAUGCUUUCGAUGAGUUGAGCGGGCUGGAGAGGCACAAGCGGUUCAACGUGCAGUCCCGAUGGGGGUUCGAUAUCUUCGAAGAAUUAGGCCAGGAGCAGGUGCGGAAGAUCGCGGAAGAAUGCGCCGAGGAGAACAAAACGAAAUUUACGGUAUAG
This is a messenger RNA of Alternaria atra, 975 nucleotides long. RefSeq lists its product as uncharacterized. Gene Ontology annotation, cellular component: cytosol. The transcript has 2 exons. NCBI's taxonomy places the organism in Eukaryota, Fungi, Ascomycota, Dothideomycetes, Pleosporales, Pleosporaceae. The record is from RefSeq and is a predicted model, not a curated record. Gene Ontology annotation, molecular function: aldose reductase (NADPH) activity. The coding region runs from base 1 to 975 and encodes 324 amino acids.